AUGAUAGUGGCAGGAGUAUUCCGAGCCCCUCGGAGGGAGGGCCCAACAGCAGACGCCAGUCGCCCAGCAGCUUUGUUUGGAUCCGGCUCAGCUGGAUCGCUGGCCCAGCCACAGCCCCGCUCCCUUGCUUACUUGUUCGUUCCUUCCUGCCUCCCAGUUCGCAUGGGGGGCCCUUGCUCCUCGCCCUCGUCAUGCUCUUCCUCCUCUCUCAUUCGACUCUCCAGGCUUGGAAUGCCGUUCGGUAUAGUUGCACAAGUGGAGGAAGUCGGGAGUGACCGAUUCGCAGUAGUGGGCGAGGCUCAGCCCAAUCCAAUUCUAAAGAGCCACCUGUUCCUCGUUCAUUGUCUGAGCCUUCUUUAG
Messenger RNA from Darwinula stevensoni, 360 nucleotides. The record is from the annotation of a GenBank genome assembly. Lineage: Eukaryota; Metazoa; Arthropoda; Ostracoda; Podocopida; Darwinulidae.